GGAGGGGAGUGGCGGAGAGAGGGAACAAAUAGGAGGGAGAAGAGGAAAAGGGAGGUGGAAGUUCUGGUGACGGGCGGAGAGAGGGAGACAAAUAGGAGGGAGAAGAGGAAAGGGGAGGUGGAAGUUCCGGUGACGGCCGGAAUGGGCCUCCUUUCCAACAAAGUUCAGAGGAGCGACCUGCAAACUGGCGAUCACGUUUACUCUUGGAGGCACGCUUACAUCUACGCCCACCACGGCAUAUACACUGGUGACGGUAAAGUCAUUCACUUUACUCGGGCAGCAGACCAAGAAGUUGGGACGGGAACUUUCUUAGACCGGAUCCUCCUCAGCUCUUCUCUUUCACACACCAGGAACCCAUGUGAAAAAUGUGGCGAUCUUAGUGCUGCUAGUGGUGUGAUCAUUUCGUGCCUCGACUGUUUUCUCUCUGGUGGUGAGCUCUACCGUUUUGAAUACGAGGUUACCCCUGCUUUCUUUAUUGCAAAGGCCCGUGGUGGCACCUGCACGCUUGCCAAAUCUGACACUCCAGAAGAAGUCCUCCAUCGUGCUACUUAUCUCUUGCAAAAUGGGUUUGGCAUCUAUCAUAUCUUCAAGAAUAACUGUGAGGAUUUUGCAAUUUACUGCAAGACGGGUUUGUUGGUGAUCACAAACAUAAGCGUUGGACGCAGUGGGCAGGCAGCGUCAUUUGUAGCUGCUGCUACUGCUGUUGUAUCUUCUCCACUUCGUUUCUUGACUACCAGCUUCUCUGGGCUUGCUGUCGUUGCUGGUGGGAUGUACUGUGUGAGCAGAUAUGUAGCUGAUAUUGGAAUGCGACGAGACGUUGAAAAAAUUCCAGUUGAGAGGUUGGUAGCAAGGCCUUAGCAACGAUGUGGAGCCGGAGGUGUCAGAACAGACUCUUGCUGAGGAGACACGAGGUGCCCAAUUGAGUUUCCCUAAUCAUGUAAACUUUCUCCGUUGGUAAAGGUGUGGCAAGAUGUAGAAACUAUAAAGGUAGUGUGAAGUGAAUCAUUGGAAAUUGUUUACUGAAGGCCGUCUGUGGUACAAUAGUUUAUAGAGGCUACUAUUAAAGUUGUCACUGCAAUUGCUUUUCGUUGGAGACAGGUGAAAUUCACAUUGUUUCACAUAAAAUGAAUUCUCAUAACUCAGUCA
Molecule: messenger RNA, 1146 nt
Organism: Nymphaea colorata (pocket water lily)
Lineage: Eukaryota; Viridiplantae; Streptophyta; Magnoliopsida; Nymphaeales; Nymphaeaceae
Product: protein LEAD-SENSITIVE 1
Exons: 2
Coding region: 142-858 (238 amino acids)
Source: RefSeq, a predicted model, not a curated record